Messenger RNA from Fundulus heteroclitus (mummichog), 3135 nucleotides. Its product is annotated as fibronectin type III domain-containing protein 7. The transcript has 14 exons. The record is from RefSeq and is a predicted model, not a curated record. NCBI's taxonomy places the organism in Eukaryota, Metazoa, Chordata, Actinopteri, Cyprinodontiformes, Fundulidae. Bases 53 to 2512 code for a protein of 819 amino acids. Gene Ontology annotation, molecular function: protein binding.
AUCAAAAAGAGGUGUGAGGUGUAAAAGAAGAACUUCAAGAAACAAAUCAAGAAUGGGUGUUAUUAAGUGGCUGGCCAUUCUGGUCUUUCUGAAUAUAUAUUCACAGGCCGCGGGACAAUCAGACAUCAAGGUAUCUGUGUUCUCUGCAACAUCCAAGACGGUAAUUCUCAGGUGGACCAGCUAUUCCGGAGCAACCUCCUACAAGAUAUCUGCAGCCCUCUCGAGCUCACAAAACAAUCCGGUCGCUUUUGCCACGUUUGGUCCAAAUACUGUGAUGGGUUCCAUAAGCUCUCUGUCCCAAGAUGUUGCAUAUGUCUUUACUGUUGAAGCUUUGGAUGCUAACCAGAAUGUGCUAAGCCAUGCAUCAACCCAGACAUCAACAGCUCCUGAUAUGAUGGAUCCCAUCAAGAACGUCAAGCCAAUGGACAGCCGGACCUUGAUGGUGGAUUUUAACCCAAAGACAGGGGCGAGCUCUUACAUCAUACGAGUGGAGAACAGCAAUGGCUUCUUCAGAGAGGAUACGGUGUCCUCCUCCCCGGCAGAGAUCAAGUUUCUCAACCCGUACACUGAGUACCAGCUCAGCAUCAUGGCUGUAAAUGAUGCAGGCCGGAGUCAGCCAUCAUCUCGCCUAGCAGCAAAGACAGUGUUGGCACCUCCUCAACUCUCCACCUCCUCUCCCAGCAAUGACAGCAUUGUUGUAACCUGGCCUCCUGUUCCCCACGCUGUGCAGUACACAGUGUCCAUCUAUAAGUUUGGCUCCAACACUCGGGAUAAGUACAACACAACCAACACCAACCUGACCUUCCCCGGCUUGGAUGCCGGCUCCCUGUACGUCUUCAGGAGCUCAGCUUGGGACGCCGAGGGCCGAGAGGGAGAGGGAAGUUUGUACAUCAACCAGACUACUCGACCUCCAACUCCAUCCUCUGUCAAGGUGUUGGUGGUGAUGAGUAACAACGUGGCCGGCCUCGCUGUUUCCUGGGAACUCAACGAAGACGUCCACGGCACCGUUGAGUAUCAGGCGACAAGCGACCAGAACCUAAACUGCAGCGGCUCCUCCAGCUCCUGCACGCUGUCACCAGUGGGCUGUGGAGAAGUACACACCGUCCACGUCACGGCCUCAAACCAAGCGGGUCCCAGUCAUCCAUCCAGCCCUGUGGGCUUUGUCACCUUCCCCUGCCCUCCAGAGUCUCUGACUUUUGCGGAUUCGUCAGAAGGAAACUGCACGCUGACGUGGAACACGGUACCUCACGCAGACGGCUAUGAGGCCUCCGUCAAACGAGACGACGGCAGCGAGGCGACCUGCAACUCCACCGGCAACAGUUGCACGUAUCAGUGCCUGUGUGGCUACACCUACCUGAUGUCCGUGUCGGCGUACAAUCAGGCUGGCAGCAGUCCUGAAGGGAAGAUUCUCAACCACACCACAGUGCCCUGCUGCCCGGACAAUGUGUCUGUUUCUGCUGUGAGCGCCGACACCCUGGAGAUUACCUGGGCAGCGUCGCGGGGAGCAGAGCUGUACCAGACUCGGGCGGCUGACGUCUCGGAGGUCAUCCUCUGCAAUGACACGGCUCCGGUGUGCGCCCUCUCUGACCUCAGCUGCGACAGCUCCUACGCCGUGCUGGUGACGCCCUGCAAUGAAAUCAGUGGCUGCAACCGUGCCUGCAAAUCCCACACCACAGACACAGCUCCCUGCACGCCAACAAACCUGGUUCUGAAUCUCAGGAACUCCUCCGUCAUCAGUGUCAGCUGGACAGCGAGCAACAGGGCUGCGAAUUACACCGUGAGCGCAGACGGGGAGGACGGCAGGCGUACCUGUAGCACCAGCGGAAGCGGCUGUGACGUCACCGGACUCACCUGCGGCUCUAGCUUUGAGUUUAGCGUGACAGCAACCAGCAGCGCGGGGCAGAGCUUACCCAGCUUCUCCACCUCGCUGGAAACAGAGCCCUGCUGCCCAGCGAGUCUGAAUGUCGAACAGGUGACCCAGGCCAUGUCCAACGUCUCGUGGUCUCACGCCAAAGGGGCGCAGUCGUUCAUCGCCUCCCUGACGUCACCGCGCGGACACGCCCGCUGCCACACCCAGGACUCCCAUUGCCUCAUGGGAUGCAUCACCUGUGGCACGAACUACACCGUCACCAUGGAGGCGUUCAGCACGAGUGGACACGCCUCCAACUGCUCCUAUCAGGGCUUCUCCUCCAGCCCCUGCUGCCCAUCGGGCGUCAAGCUCCAGAUGUUGGCCGGUAACUCUCUGCGGGUUUACUGGCGGAGCGCAGCCAGCAGCCACGGCACCAUGGUGGACAUGGUGGGCACCAGCAACUAUACCUGCACCGCAUCGCCUGGGCAGAACAGCUGCGUUGUGGAAAACAUCCAGUGUGAGGGCCCGUAUCACGUAGCUGUAGCUCCGCUCACUCCAGAGGGCAGCAGAGUUCUGUUCUGCCCCCGCAGACUCUACUCAGUCACCUGUGCAGGGAGCAACAUCGGCUCAGUCAUUUACAGAGGAAAAAGAAGUGUCGACUAGCUUCAAGACUCUGGUGGCGAAUGCAGUUCAGCUCCUCUUCCUCCUGCAUAACCUCUUCCUCUCUUUUGACAGACAUGAUAUUUUGGCCAUGAUUCAUGAGCACAUAAGUACCCACGAUUAAGGAAUAGUUUACAUCAUACUAUAAAAACCUAAUGGCCGACUAAAACAUCAAGAUUCGAAAUUGCGUGAAGUUUUAAGGCAAAGGCGAAAGUGGCUUUUUCUCACAGCAUGUACUGAGAUUAAACAUUUAAUCUUAACUUAAAUUAAGCUUGUAUCUGAUUUUACCAACUAAUGCAUGAAAUUACAGACAUGUUGGGUUUAAAAGAAUAACAUUGGCGGAGAAUAAUCCCACUGAAAGAGAGCCACGUUACACAUUCCUCCGUUUUAUUUCAAUAAUAAACAUUUUGACUUUUAAACAAAAAGGUUAAUCUGUAUUUAUUCAGUCGUCCCUAAGCAGAAAGCCGCCUUGUAAUGAAGCAGCAGAGCCAGAUCUGUGCUUUCAGUAAAACUUCCAGUUAGCAAAAUGAUUUUUCAGCGCUGCUUCUGACUGCUACGCUCAUUUCAAGUGUGUUAAAUGUGUGUAACUGUUUAAAACCGAUGCAUGUUUCUGUCAUUAAACAUAA